UAUGGCAAACCCCGCUGGAUCUCAAUUCAACAGUGGGGUGUCUUAGUAUUUCUCAUGAUGAAACAGACCAAUGAAGCCGCUCAAUUAUUCGGAGAAAUGCAACAAAGCGCUAAGCAAUGUUUUGCGGAGAAGAAAAAGAAAAGCCACUUCAACUUGAACUCUAUCUACGGCACAUCAAAUACAAGCCUUGUCCAACCAUAACUUUAAAUCAUAUGUCUCCGGCAGCACUGUACUUGGAUAAUGACUACUUCAACUCCGCCAAAUCAACUAGAAUAUCAAGACGAAAUCAGUAAUGAAAGUCAGUUACCUUCGGUCGAAUAUGAGCCGAAGCAAAUUUUCGAAGAUUCGAAAGAACAAAUCGAAAGUCCUAUUGAAGACGGUGAUGGUGAAGAUGAAUUGGGAAGAUGGAACAAGCCAAGGAUAAACGUUUACCGAUAUCUGGCUGCGCUUUACAGCUUCAUUGUCAUGGGAAUGAACGAUGCCGCAUACGGAGCACUCAUCCCAUACCUUGAACCCUACUAUAAUGUCAAUUACACCGUCAUUUCUCUAGUCUUUCUUGCGCCUUUCAUUGGCUACACAGCUGCAGCAUUGCUUAACGACAAGAUACACAUGCACUUUGGUCAACUGGGUGUGGCGACGAUAGCUCCAACAUGCAAGGUCAUUGCUUAUGUUGUUACUUGCGUUCAUCCACCCUACCCGGUUCUUCCCAUCAUAUUCAUGCUAUCAGGAUUUGGUAACGGACUCGAGGACGGUGGCUGGAACGCAUGGAUAGGCAACAUGGAAUCAGCGAACGAGUUACUAGGCUUUCUGCAUGGCUUCUAUGGUCUUGGUGCAACGAUCAGUCCUCUGAUUGCAACUGCCAUGGUAACGAAAGGCAAUCUACAAUGGUUCGAGUUCUACUAUCUAAUGGUUGGUCUCGCAACUCUCGAAUUGAUUCUCUGCGCGACCUUUUUCCGCAAAGCCACAGGGGCUGCCCACCGUGCCGCAAAUCCUCUGAAUAAUGGGUCAAGCAGCCAUGCUCGAACAAGAGAAGCACUUAGGAACCCAAUAACUUGGGUCUGCGCUUUCUUCCUCCUUUUCUAUGUUGGUGUCGAAGUUUCACUGGGUGGCUGGCUGGUAACAUUCAUGUUGAAAAUCCGACAUGGACAACAAUUUGCUUCUGGCCUCGUCGUGACAGGAUUCUGGCUCGGCCUCACACUUGGACGUAUUACACUCGGGUUUGUGACGGGAAAGAUUGGCGAGAAGCUUGCGAUUGCUGCAUACUUACUUAUCUGCAUGGCCUUGGAGCUGUGUUUCUGGCUCGUCCCUAAUUUUGUGGCAAGCGCAGUCUUUGCAGGCUGGCUUGGCUUUUUCUUGGGACCUCUGUUUCCAGCUGCUAUUGUCGUUGCCACCAAAAUACUUCCAAGAAGGUUGCAUGUUAGCGCUAUUGGUUUCGCGGCUGCCGUUGGAGGUGGAGGAGCUGCAGUUUUACCGUUCGCGGUGGGGGCCAUUGCUCAAGCGAAAGGAGUUCAGGUGUUGCAGCCAAUUGUGUUGGCCUUGCUGGCUAUCAUUUUGGCAUUGUGGUGUUUAUUGCCCGGGGGCUUCAAGAAAGGAGCUCUGGAGGAGAGUUCGAGGGAAAGGGAUGUGGCAAGAGAGAAUGGUACUUUGGAAGCUGGCCGGAUGAACAGGACUAUUGGUAGAUUACGGAAAAAGCUUGGACUCGUGCCAAAACGGUCAUAGGAGACUUGGGAAUCCUGUGCCAGGAGCACGAUAUGGAAUCAACAGUAUGCGC
This is a messenger RNA of Mollisia scopiformis, 1771 nucleotides long. RefSeq names its product MFS general substrate transporter. Gene Ontology annotation, molecular function: transmembrane transporter activity. The transcript is spliced from 5 exons. The record is from RefSeq and is a predicted model, not a curated record. Lineage: Eukaryota; Fungi; Ascomycota; Leotiomycetes; Helotiales; Mollisiaceae. Gene Ontology annotation, biological process: transmembrane transport. Gene Ontology annotation, cellular component: membrane. The coding region runs from base 241 to 1719 and encodes 492 amino acids.